GUUCGAUCCGGUUUGAAGGUAUCUACGAAAAGAUAUAAAUGAACUUGAAACACAGCGCGCCAUUAUUGAAGUAGGUGGUCCUACAGUAACUUUCACAAUUUAUUGUUUUAAUAUUCUAUGUACGUAAGCAUCAGCUGAUCCUUGUCUGGCAUACAAAAUGAAGCACCAGUUAACCAAAUAUUUACUUUUCGUUCUACUGCUGAAAACAAUCAGUGGUCUUACCGGAGUAUGGAGGUGGGAAUGCGAAGAGGGUUAUUGUCAGAAGAAAGAAAUUACUCCAGAUACCCAAGACACAGCCAUAAGUCUUUCAGCAUGUCGUCUACUGUGCUCCGAUGCUUCCGCCCUUUGGCCUAAACCCACCGGCGAAAUCCACGUGGGAACCACCCUAGUAAAAGUCAACCCAAACAGCAUAAGCCAUUCAGGUGUAGGUUCUGAAAAACGCAGUCACAGUCUAAUCGGUGGUGCUAUGACUCGUUUCAAUAAGCAACUGAAUGAACUGCGGCCCAAAACUAAAAGAGCUGAUGGUGGCAAAACUCUAGAAAUUACAUACAUUCUAUCAGAUCCAGGUUUGACAGACCUUACACUCGAGACUGAAGAAGGAUACGCUUUAACAGUUGUCGAAACGUCGGACGGGCGUCUAAAUGCUACAAUUGUCGCUGACAACUUCUACGGAGGGCGCAAUGGACUGGAAACCCUAAACCAACUAAUUGUUUAUGAUGAUUUAAGAGAAGAAUUGAUUAUGCCGAACGACAUUAGUAUUACUGAUAAACCGGCGUACCCUUGGAGAGGAUUAGCCCUGGAUACCUCCAGAAACUAUAUUACGGUUGACGCGAUCAAAAACACCUUAAGCGCUAUGGCAUCAUCUAAACUGAACAGUUUCCACUGGCAUAUUACAGACAGUCACAGCUUCCCUUUCACGGCAGACAGUCUGCCAGACCUGAGAAAAUAUGGAGCUUAUACUCCAAAAAAAAUUUAUACUCCAGAAGAUGUAGCUGAUAUUGUUGCACAUGGAAAAGAGUGUGGAGUAAGAGUUGUACCAGAAUUUGAUGCUCCCGCUCAUGUUGGUGAAGGAUGGCAAAACACAGAUUACGUCGUUUGUUUCAAAGCCGCACCAUGGCAGGACUAUUGUGUGGAACCUCCAUGUGGACAAUUUGAUCCGACUAAGGACGGACUGUAUGACGCACUUGAAUCCCUUUAUGGUGACAUGAUUAAACAAUUCCAACCAACUAUUUUCCAUAUGGGUGGCGACGAAGUCCACUUCGGUUGCUGGAACAGUACGGCGAGUAUAGUCGAAUGGAUGCAAAAUCAAGGAUGGGGCCGGUCCGAAGAAGAUUUUAUAAAACUGUGGGACCACUUCCAAACCGAAGCCCUAAAGAGACUGUACAAACAAACCAGCAGUAACAUUCCUGUCAUUUUAUGGACCAGCACAUUAACAGAGGGAGAAUAUCUAGAACAUCUGUCAAAAGACCAGUACAUUAUCCAGAUAUGGACCACAGGUUCUGAUCCCCAAAUAUCAAAUCUUCUUGCAAAUGGUUACAGAGUUAUUAUAAGCAACUACGACGCUUUAUAUCUGGACUGCGGUUUUAGUGGCUGGGUAACAGAUGGAAACAAUUGGUGCUCUCCUUAUAAAGGAUGGCAAAAGAUUUACGAGAACAAACCGGCUACAGUUGCAGGCGGCAAAAAUGAUCUAGUACUAGGAAUGGAAGCAGCUCUAUGGACCGAACAGGUGGACAGUGCCAGUGUGGACACUCGUCUGUGGCCAAGAGCAGCUGCAAUGGGAGAAGUGCUCUGGAGUGAACCCUCCAACGGUUGGAGGGAAGCUGAAUCACGUAUGUUGGUGCAAAGAGAAAGAAUCAUUAAUCUAGGAGUAAACGCCGACGCUCUUGAACCAGAGUGGUGCAGACAAUACGAAGAAAGUUGUCCCACAAAUGGCAAACACAAUGGAGGUGAAUAUACCCCUACCACUCUAAUGCCGCCAACAACAGGAUCUGCAACUAAAAUCCUAGGUGGACAUCCAACUAGUGUUACUGUGAUUUUCCUACUCACUGUUACUGCUGUACUUUUUAUUUCAUAAUAUUGGUGGUCGUUUGAUUAUUUCACCACUCACUUGUUAACCAACUUAUUAAUCUACACAGUAAUUUUAAAAACAUGCAACUUAUUGCUGGGACUUGCCCUAGCAUACAUUUGCAAAUGCUCAUUUAUUCUUAUCAGUAUUGUAGUAUUAAACGUUAAAAUAAAAAAAUCAUCAACAUUCAAAA
Messenger RNA from Zophobas morio, 2258 nucleotides. RefSeq names its product chitooligosaccharidolytic beta-N-acetylglucosaminidase (gene Hexo1). The transcript is spliced from 6 exons. Lineage: Eukaryota; Metazoa; Arthropoda; Insecta; Coleoptera; Tenebrionidae. Gene Ontology annotation, cellular component: plasma membrane; lysosome. Gene Ontology annotation, molecular function: beta-N-acetylglucosaminidase activity. The record is from RefSeq and is a predicted model, not a curated record. The coding region runs from base 158 to 2074 and encodes 638 amino acids. Gene Ontology annotation, biological process: glycosaminoglycan metabolic process; ganglioside catabolic process; protein deglycosylation.